GAUCACCACACACACACAGACCAUCAGGAUGGACACAGCCAGCAAAGCCUCCAGCACUCAGGAACGGCCCAAAUGGGACAAUAAGGUCCAGUAUCUGCUGACAUGCAUCGGAUUCGCUGUGGGACUCGGGAACGUUUGGAGAUUCCCGUAUCUGUGCCAGAUUUAUGGAGGAGGUGCGUUCCUGAUCCCGUACCUUAUCGCGCUGGUCUUUGAGGGUUUGCCGCUGCUGUAUCUGGAGCUGGCGAUCGGUCAGAGUCUGAGGAAGGGCAGCAUCGGCGUCUGGCACUCCAUCUCUCCUCUGCUGGGUGGAGUGGGUGUGGCGUCUAUGAUCCUCUCCUUCCUGGUGGGCUUGUUUUAUAACAUGAUUCUGGCCUGGGUUCUGUGGUACUUCUUCCACUCGUUCCAGGAGCCGCUGCCCUGGAGUCGAUGUCCCAUCAACGACAACAACACGGGUUAUGUAGAGGAGUGUGUGCUCAGCACACCGGUCAACUACUACUGGUACAGACAGACGCUGAACAUCUCUCCAGACAUCGAGCAGAGCGGCUCGCUGCAGUGGUGGCUCGUCCUGUGCCUGGCCUCGGCCUGGAGCAUCGUCUACAUCUGCUUCAUAAGGGGCAUCGAGACCAUCGGGAAGGCCGUGUACGUGACCGCCACCUUCCCGUACCUGGUGCUGACCAUCUUCCUAGUGAGGGCUCUCACGUUACCAGGGGCCACUGACGGUCUGCGGUACCUCUUUACACCAGACUGGACGCUGCUGACCGACCCUCAGGUGUGGCUGGACGCGGCCACUCAGAUCUUCUUCUCUCUGUCUCUGGCCUUCGGAGGACUCAUCGCCUUCUCCAGCUACAACCCCAAAACGAAUAACUGUGAGCGAGACGCUGUGUUGGUUGGAUGCAUUAACAGCGCCACGUCUCUCUACGCUUCCAUUCCCAUAUUCGCCAUCUUGGGCUUCAAGGCCACGAGCAACUUCAACAGCUGCGUCAACGGUAACAUCCUGGAUCUGACCAACGCCUUCGACAUCGGGGAAAAAAACAUCACAAGUGAGAACUACGAGAACUGGCUGACCUAUCUGAACACGAGCGAUCCUGAUAAAGUCUCCAGCCUGAACCUGAAGCACUGCGACCUCCAGAACUUUCUGGACCAGAGUGCUUCAGGAACGGGUCUGGCGUUCAUCGUGUUCACGGAGGCGGUUAUCGAGAUGCCGGGUUCUCAGGUGUGGGCCGUGCUCUUCUUCAUCAUGCUGUUCAGUCUGGGUCUGUCCUCCAUGUUUGGGAAUCUGGAGGGCGUCCUGACGCCGCUGCUCGACCUGCACAUGGUGCCCAAGUGGAUGCCCAAAGAACUCUUCACAGGUCUGAUCUGUGUGGUGAGCUUCCUGGUGGCGUUGAUCUUCACGCUGGGAUCUGGGAACUACUGGCUGGAGAUCUUCAACAGUUACGUGGGCUCCGUCCCGCUCCUCGUCAUCGCCUUCUUUGAGAUCAUCGGAGUCGUUUGCUUCUAUGGAAUGAAACGGUUCAGCGAUGACAUCGAGUACAUGACGGGACGGAGGCCGAACCUGUACUGGCGCGUGUGCUGGAUGGGCAUCAGUCCCCUCAUGCUGCUGGUGGUUCUGGUGGCGUACGUCGUCGUCCAGGUCCAGAAACACCCCACGUAUCCCACCUGGAACCCCAAUUAUGAAAACUUCCCGGAGCCGGAGGUGAAGCCGUAUUCGGACUGGGUGUUUGCGAUCUGUGUGCUGCUGAGCUCCGUUCCUGUGCUCUCCAUCCCCAUCGUGGCCGUGUACAGACUCAUCCGACGGCAAACGCGCUCGCAGUCCGGCAGCAGUUACCCCAAUCCCUACAGCAACCAGGGCUUCACACCCGACGCUCAGACCGAGACCUUCAAAGCGAUCUAGAAGAGACGGCACUAUACGGACGCGUCCCAUCAUUCCCUGCCGGAUGCAGGAGACUGUUUUCUGAAACAAACCCUUCAAACUCCAUCUCGGGAUUUUAAGCACGUUUUUACUUUUAAACCAAAGUGUGCCUGAGGAAGAAACCGUUUUUAGUAAUUCUCUGAAAUUUGUCAGACUUCACUGCAUCUGUAAAUUAUUUAAAUUACUUAUAUAUUAGUGACAAAAGUUUGUCCUUAAACUAUGCGAAAAAAACUAAGCAAAACAUCAAUGACUCUUAUUCUGGAAAAUUAUACUGAGAAUAUAAAACGCAAGAUGUACUCGACAAAUUUCCAAGGUGUAAAUAUCAUGUUUACAAAACUCAAAAUAGUGAUUUUAUUUUAGUGAUUUUUUUUUUUAUUUUUUUAUUUAAUUGUUGUUGUUUUUUUAAGAUAAAAAAUAUUAAGUGCGAUGUGUACAUAUACAGUGCUCGGUAGAUUACUUACAAAUUGUAGUCAGUUACUGAUUCCAAAUUACAUGACAAAAAUUGCAGUUAGUAACGUAAUCCAUUACACUACACAUUUAAGGUCAUAUAAUCGGAUUACUUUUAGAUUACUUUUAGAUUACUUUUGACCGAGCUGGUUUAUCACAUUGAUUUGAAUAAGAUAAUCUUGUACCAUAUUGAUGGAAAAAUACAAAGAGAAAGAAAAUAUAUUCCAAUAUUUGUCAUUAACAACAUUAAAGUGCAUUAAAUAUUACAUUACAUUUCCCAC
Ctenopharyngodon idella (grass carp) is the source of this 2637-nucleotide messenger RNA. It is a transcript of the gene slc6a18, whose product is annotated as solute carrier family 6 member 18. Bases 29 to 1891 code for a protein of 620 amino acids. Lineage: Eukaryota; Metazoa; Chordata; Actinopteri; Cypriniformes; Xenocyprididae. Gene Ontology annotation, cellular component: plasma membrane. Gene Ontology annotation, biological process: sodium ion transmembrane transport. The record is from RefSeq and is a predicted model, not a curated record. The transcript is spliced from 12 exons.